Myodes glareolus (Bank vole) is the source of this 4389-nucleotide messenger RNA. Lineage: Eukaryota; Metazoa; Chordata; Mammalia; Rodentia; Cricetidae. The record is from RefSeq and is a predicted model, not a curated record.
CUUCCUGCCCCCUCCUACUACCGAGCCUCAACUUUGUACUUGGAAAUCCCAGGACCUGCAGCUCAGAGCCUCUGUGAGUCUGUGCCUGCUGUUACCUUCUCUCUAUCUUAGAAAACUCCACAUACGGAGCCACUCCAUGCCACCAAGGAAGGUAUUUUAAGCAUUGCGACACAUUUGGAUAAUUUAACCGACGCCACUGGGUCCCUCUCAGGCUGAUCCUGGUUUAUCUCAGCCUCUGCUCUCCUCCACAUUUUGAAAGAAAACUGAAAAUGAUGACAAUUAAGACAGAUACCCAUGAUUGGACAAUGGGCUCUCCAAACCUCAAAGCUCAGGGAAGUUUGCAGAAGAAGGGGCAGAAAGAUUGUAAGAGCCAGUGGCGAACGAAGACUUCAGAGAAAUAGUUUCUCAGACAUAACAGGGAAGAUGCACAUACAAGCUCACAACAAUUAUAACAGCAUGUGCAAGACUGAAGCAAGCUUGUGACAGAGAAAAGCCCAGCAUGGAAAUGGGAGGUAUUUCCAAUAAGGACACCAAAGAGACAAAUCUUGAUCUUUUUAAAUAUGACCUUAGUUUCUAGAGUCCUUGGGUCUCGAUGGUUUCCUAAAACUCUACCUUGUGAUGUCAGUCAAGAUCACUCAAUGACCUAUGUGGCCGUGGACUGCACAGACAAGCAUUUGACAGAAAUCCCCGAGGGCAUUCCCACUAAUACCACCAACCUCACCCUUACCAUCAACCACAUACCAAGCAUUUCUCCAGACUCCUUCCGUAGGCUGACCCAUCUGGAAGAGAUCGAUUUCAGAUGCAACUGUGUACCUAUUCUACUGGGGUCCAAAGUCAAUGUGUGUACCAAGAGGCUGCAGAUUAGGCCUAGAAGCUUUAGCGGACUCUCAGACUUAAAAGCCCUGUAUCUGGAUGGAAACCAACUGCUGGAGAUACCUCAGGAUCUCCCAUUCAGCUUACAGCUUCUGAGCCUCGAGGCCAACAAUAUCGUCUCCAUCACAAAGGAGAAUCUAACAGAACUGGCCAACAUUGAAGAACUCUACCUGGGUCAAAACUGUUAUUAUCGCAAUCCAUGCAACGUUUCUUAUUAUAUCGAAAAAGAUGCUUUCCUCGUUAUGAAAAAUUUAAAAGUUCUCUCGCUGAAGGAUAACAAUAUCACAGCUGUUCCCACCACUUUGCCAUCUAAUUUAAUAAAACUCUAUCUUUAUAACAACAUCAUUACAAAGAUCCAAGAAGACGAUUUUAAUAACCUGAACCAACUGCAAAUUCUUGACCUAAGUGGGAACUGCCCUCGCUGUUACAAUGUCCCAUACCUGUGUACACCAUGUGAAAAUAAUUCCCCCUUACAGAUCCAUGACAAUGCUUUCAAUUCAUUGACAGAAUUAAAAGUUUUACGUCUACACAGUAACUCUCUUCAGCAUGUGCCUCAAGCAUGGUUUAAAAACAUGAAAAACCUCCAAGAACUUGAUCUCUCCCAAAACUACUUGGCCAAAGAAAUUGAGGGGGCCGAAUUUUUGAAAUCUCUCCCCAACCUUGUCCAGUUGGAUCUGUCUUUUAAUUAUGAGCUGCAGGUCUACCAUGCAUCUAUAACUUUACCACACUCACUCUCAUCCCUGAAAAACUUAAAAAUUCUGCAUAUAAAGGGUUAUGUCUUUAAAGAGCUGAAAAACUCUAGCCUUUCUGCAUUGCACAAGCUUCCCAGUCUUGAAGUUCUUGACCUUGGCACUAACUUCAUAAAAAUUGCUGACCUCAACAUAUUCAAACAGUUUGAAAACCUCAAACUCAUUGACCUUUCGAUGAAUAAAAUAUCCCCUUCUGAAGAGCCAAGGGAUGUUGGCUUCUGUCCUAAUGCCAGAACUUCUGUAGACCGCCAUGGGCCCCAGGUCCUGGAGACCUUGCAUUAUUUCCGGUAUGAUGAAUAUGCACGGAGCUGCAGGUUCAAAACCAAAGAGUUGCCCUCUUACUUACCUUUGAAUGAAGACUGCCACACAUAUGGGCAGACCUUAGACCUAAGUAGAAAUAACAUAUUUUUUAUCAAGCCCUCUGAUUUCCAGCAUCUUUCAUUCCUUAAAUGCCUCAACUUGUCAGGAAACACCAUUGGCCAAACUCUUAAUGGCAGUGAAUUGCAGCCCUUAAGAGAGCUCCGGUACUUAGACUUCUCCAACAACCGACUUGAUUUACUCUACUCCACAGCCUUUGAGGAGCUCCACAAACUGGUAGUUCUGGAUUUAAGUAGCAACAGUCACUACUUUCAAGCAGAAGGAAUUACUCACAUGCUGAACUUCACCAAGAAACUACGGUCUCUGAAGAAACUCAUGAUGAAUGACAACGACAUCUCUACCUCUGCCAGCAGAACCAUGGAAAGCGACUCUCUUGAAGUUCUGGAAUUCAGAGGCAACCAUUUGGAUAUUCUAUGGAGAGACGGUGAUAACAGAUACUGGACCUUCUUCAAGAAUCUGUUGAAAUUGGAGGAAUUGGAUAUCUCCAGGAAUUCACUGAGUUCCUUGCCUCAUGGGGUAUUUGAGGGUAUGCCACCAAAUCUAAAGACCCUCUCCUUGGCAGAAAAUGGUAUCAAACAUUUUCCUUGGGAAAAACUCCAGCUACUGAAAAAUCUAAAACAUUUGGACCUCAGCCAUAACCUGCUGACAACUGUCGCUAAGAGGUUAGCCGACUGUUCCAAAAAUCUCACGAAACUGAUUCUUAAGCAAAAUCAUAUCAAACAUUUGACAACUUACUUUCUAGAAGAUGCUUUUCAGUUGCGUUAUCUAGACCUCAGUUUAAAUAAGAUUCAAGUCAUUCAGAAGACUAGCUUCCCAGAAAAUGUCCUCAAUAAUCUAAAUACGUUGCUCUUACAUCGCAAUCACUUUCUAUGCAACUGUGAUGCUGUGUGGUUUGUCUGGUGGGUUAAUCAUACAGAUGUUACUAUUCCUCACCUGGCCACUGAAGUGACUUGUGCGGGACCAGGAGCACACAAAGGUCAGAGUGUCGUAUCCCUGGAUCUGUAUACAUGUGAGUUAGAUCUCACGAACCUGAUUCUGUUCUCAGUUUCCAUUUCUUCAGUCCUCUUUUUGAUGGUAGUUAUGACAGCAAGUCAUCUCUUUUUCUGGGAUAUGUGGUACAUUUACUAUUUCUGGAAAGCCAAGAUAAAGGGCUACCAGCGCCUGCAAUCCAUGGAGUCUUGCUAUGAUGCUUUUAUUGUGUAUGACACUAAAAAUUCAGCUGUGACGGAGUGGGUUUUGCAGGAGCUGGUGGCUAAACUGGAAGAUCCAAGAGAGAAACAUUUUAAUUUGUGUCUAGAGGAAAGGGACUGGCUACCAGGACAGCCAGUUCUAGAAAACCUUUCCCAGAGCAUACAGCUCAGCAGAAAGACAGUGUUUGUGAUGACCCAGAAAUACGCGAAGACAGAGAGUUUUAAGGUAGCCUUUUAUCUGUCCCAUCAGAGGCUCAUAGACGAAAAAGUGGAUGUGAUUAUCUUGAUAUUCUUGGAGAAGCCUCUGCAGAAGUCUAAGUUUCUUCAGCUCCGGAAGAGACUCUGUGGGAGUUCUGUCCUGGAGUGGCCUUCCAAUCCACAGGCUCACCCAUACUUUUGGCAGUGUCUGAAAAAUGCGCUGACCACAGACAAUCACGUAGCUUAUAGUCAGGUGUUCAAGGAAACAGUCUAGCUCUUUGCAGAAUGUGGUCACAUGUGGCAAGAGGCCCGGUUGCCUGAAUUUUUCAUAAAGGUUUCAAUAAAAGAACGUCUGAAAAAUUUUCUAACAGCUGCCCUUGCUCAAAUCAGUGAGAAGUCAUCAAUAUACGACACAGAAAUCGGGAAAAAAGGGCAUUGACAGACUCACAACUUUCUUCUUUCUUUGGGCCACCGUCCAUAUUCAAACAUCUUCCCCAGCUCAUCUAGAAAAUAUUUUGGGAAGAAGAGUGCCUAGGAAGAAAUGUAAGCUCUGAUGUGUCUGCAUGCCAUUGAAAAGAACCUCACGUUUGUUCUUAAAAAGUACCAGUAUUUUCAAUCAUCCAAAAAAAGUGGUCAAGCUCUGUCUCUCUGACUAAAUUGUACCAAAGUUCAAUGAAAUCAAAGCAGAGAGAACUUCUCAACCAAUUGUGUCACUGCCAUGCAGCAUCCCCUGCAGCACACACCAAAUGCAGGUACUGGACACUUGGGAGCUGUUCAGUGCCUCCUACUCGUUUCCCUAGGGUCCAUUGAUGGGUUCUGCAGGGAAAUAGAGGAACUUUUUUGCCAUCCAUGGACAUGGUCAAUUUAUAACUGGAAAAAAAUAAAAAAUAAUAUCCCCUCAGGCAAAAUUAUAUUCUUUGCAUUUGAUGACAAUUAUCUUCUGAAAUACGUUUUAUGUGCAUGGCAAAUACUGUUUCCAAAAUAAAACGUUUUUUAAAAUA